AUGCUGUCACUGUGGGCAGGAGCCAUCUUGAUUUUCGGAUAUAUCUUUCUUCAAGGCUUACUCUCGCCAUUGUCGAAGAUACCAGGACCAUUCUACACACGAUUCACGAGUAUAUGGAUUAAGUAUCAAGAAUUUACUGCCAACCGACGUGAAUCUAUCCAUCAACUGCAUAAGGUCUAUGGACCGGUAGUCCGACUGGGUCCCAAUGAGGUAUCAUUCACGAGUUUGGAUGCUAUCAAGGAAAUCUAUGCUUCUGGUGGGAGCGGAUAUGACAAAACCGAGUAUUAUGAUCUGUUCAGACAGUUCAAGAUCAACAAGAGAAAACGUCUUUUUGCUGAGAGAUAUGCCAUGUCCAAUAUCAUGAAAGAGAAGCCCAUGGCUGCUAUCCAUGAGCGAGCUACGACUUUCGUGUCCAAGUGCACUGAGGCCGAUCAGAGGAGCGUGGAUGUCUAUUCCCUACUCCACUGCUACGCUCUCGACUGCGUAACCCAUUUCAUGUUCAGCCCCGGUGGUCUCAAGUCACUCGACAACCCCAAAGACUACGAAAUUAUGCACGAAUUAACCUAUCACCAAAGUCUACAGAAAAACCUCUUGGAAUACUACCUUCCAUCCCUGUCUCCUUACUUUCCCAAAUUCCUACACGCACGCAGCGCGCCCAAAGCAAAUGCAUAUGUUCAAAAGCGAGCAUCCCUCUCAGACCACGACCCGCACACCCUAAUCGAAAAGCUGACCCGCAAAGAAUCCAACCUAACCACAAUGCAAGCAGCAGCAGAAUGCAAAGAUCACAUGGCCGCCGGAAUCGACACAACAGGCGAUGGCCUGUGCUUUCUCAUGUGGGAAUUAUCUCGGCCACAAAAUCACCCCUUCCAGCAACGCUUGUACCAGGAGCUGGUUUCUGCGCCAGCUGAUGCCCCACUUGAUAGUCUUUCUUACCUCGAUGCUGUUAUCAAAGAGGCGUUGCGUUGUGCACCGCCGAUUCCUAUGUCUUUGCCUAGAUACGUUCCGAAGGGUGGGCGUACCAUUGAUGGAGUCUUUGUGCCCGAGCGUGUGAUUGUUAGUUGUCAGCCUUAUUCUGUGCACCGGGAUCCCGGGGUUUUUACUGAUCCUGACCGGUUUUGGCCGGAGAGAUGGCUUGUUGGAGAUGGUGUUGCGGAGAGAAAUAGACUUUUCUUUGCUUUUGCUACCGGUGGGAGAGGAUGUACCGGGAAGAAUCUUGCUCUUGUUGAGAUGAAGAUGCUGCUCAGGGAGGUUUAUUCGCGGUUUAGAACCACCGUUGCUGCGGACAUGACCGCUUCUAUGAAGUUGGAUGAUCAGAUUAUCUCUUCAAGACCUAAGGGGCAGAGCUGCAAACUGGUCUUUACUGCUAUUGAGGGUAAUUAG
Penicillium nucicola is the source of this 1380-nucleotide messenger RNA. Its product is annotated as cytochrome P450. Lineage: Eukaryota; Fungi; Ascomycota; Eurotiomycetes; Eurotiales; Aspergillaceae. The transcript is spliced from 5 exons. Gene Ontology annotation, molecular function: oxidoreductase activity, acting on paired donors, with incorporation or reduction of molecular oxygen; monooxygenase activity; iron ion binding. Bases 1 to 1380 code for a protein of 459 amino acids. The record is from RefSeq and is a predicted model, not a curated record.